This is a messenger RNA of Eucalyptus grandis, 3922 nucleotides long. RefSeq names its product putative pentatricopeptide repeat-containing protein At3g25970. Gene Ontology annotation, biological process: RNA modification. Lineage: Eukaryota; Viridiplantae; Streptophyta; Magnoliopsida; Myrtales; Myrtaceae. The record is from RefSeq and is a predicted model, not a curated record. Bases 782 to 2896 code for a protein of 704 amino acids. Gene Ontology annotation, molecular function: protein binding; RNA binding. The transcript is spliced from 2 exons.
CUCCUUCCUCUCUUCCUCCCACCUUCACGCCUGUUUUGUUUUGGCAGAAAAGAAAGGGUACAAGCGCUAGAGGGGCAGAGCAUCGCGAGCGAGGUGAGCGUGAUUUGCUGGGUCGGGGCUUGGCCGACCUGCAAGCUGGGCGAUGGCAGAAGCCAUGUGAGCUGGCCGGUGGCCUCCAAAAGAGGGGAAGAGGAGCGAGAGAAGGGGGGUUUCUCGGUUGUUUUUUUUUUUGGUCGAGAGAGAGCAGGAGAGAAGGAGAGGACGAGCCGAAGGGAGAGGGGGAGCUCGAAGGAAAGCGUCGCCGUCGCCAGUCAUCCGCCCUCCGCCGCCCUCCGCCGCGGCCCUUUCCCAUUAAGCCAGAACAUGAAACAGGAUGUCUUCCCUCGGUCCCCAAUCCAUUUGUACGUCUCCUUCAGUUCAUAUGUCCAUCUUUUGCUGCUCGCUCUCUCUUCCCUGCUGUAGACAAAACACAUCUCCCCACCCCUGUUUUGUGAGAUCGAGAGAAAACAAGCUUCAAGGCACAACCGAAACAUGAAAACUCCCGGUUCUGUUGAAUGCAAGUCGAGGGCCAGGAGGAUUUAUUCAUAGAAAAGCUCCCAACAAUGGUGAUAGCGGUGUCGGGCUUCCUUGAUGAGGAAGGAGAAUACCUCAGGCUCAGCCCUUUGCGAAAACGAUCGUUUUUGAGAAACAGGUAUCACUCAAAAUCUCACCUUUCUACAAUAUCGGGCGCUGCGAAUGUGUAGGAGCAGCGAAAGUUGAAGGGAGCGGUGGUUGCUCGUGAAUGAGGGCGCUCCAUUCGCUUGUUGAGAACCAAGGGUCUGCUCUAAGCAAGGCUUUGAUAGCCCAUUGUCAAGCUACCGUAGGAGGAACUUUGAGGGAUCUCUAUAUUGCCAAUAAUAUAUUAAGUGGGUACACAAAAUGCGGAGAGAUCUGGCUUGCCCACCAAGUGUUCGACCGAAUGCGCAACAGAGAUGCAGUGUCUUGGAACACCAUGAUUUCCGGUUAUGUUAAUAGUGGUAAGCUGGAGGGAGCAUGGAAUUUUCUGGAGUCCAUGAGACAAUGUGGACUAGAAGUGGAUGCUUAUACUUUUUCGAGUAUGCUAAAAGGAGUAGCUAGUGCUGGUAUGCUUGAUCUCGGACAGCAGUUGCAUUGCUUGAUUUUCAAGCACGGAUACGGUAGGAAUGUUUACACGGGAAGCGCUCUUUUGGACAUGUAUGCUAAGUGCGAGAGGGUUGAGGAUGCAUACGUCGUGCUCCAACACAUGCCGCAACGUAACUCUGUCUCAUGGAAUGCGCUUAUCAGUGGAUUUGCGCAGAGCAGUGACAGAGAGACUGCAUUUUGGCUUUUUGAUAGCAUGGAGCAUGAUGGCGUUAAGCCAGAUGAUGGGACCUUCGCUCCUCUCUUGACAUUGCUCAACGACCAUGAGUUUUUCAAGCUAACUGCACAGGUCCAUGCCAAAAUUAUAAAGCAUGGUCUAGAAUGGAAAAAUAAUGUUUGUAAUGCUGCAGUUUGUUCAUACUCGGAGUGUGGCUCCAUUGAAGAUGCUAAGAAACUGUUUGAUAGCAUUGUCUUUAGAGAUAUAGUGACAUGGAAUUCAAUACUAGCUGCCUACCUAGUGCAUGGUGAAGAAGAUUCUGCCUUUAGGCUUUUUAUUGAUAUGCAGUGGCUGGGCAUUGAACCGGAUUUUUACACUUACACAAGUGUCAUAAGUGCUUGUUUUGAAGAAGCAUGUAAAAAUCUGGGAAAGUCCCUCCAUGCUUUGGUAAUUAAAAGAGGUCUGGAGCGAUCAUUACCAAUCUCCAAUGCAUUUAUAGCUAUGUAUAUCAAAAUGGGUAAUGGAUCCAUGGACGGUGCUAUUCGUGUCUUCAAAUCAAUGCAAUCCAAGGACCGGGUCUCUUGGAAUUCCAUGUUGACCGGAUACUCCCAAGUUGGGUUAAAUGAAUAUGCAUUGGAACUUUUUGCCCAGAUGAGAUCUUUGAAUACUGAGAUUGAUCAUUAUGCUCUUUCAGCAGUUCUCAAGUCUUGCUCUGAUUUAGCAACUCUCUUUGUGGGCCAACAAGUUCAUGCAUUGGCACUUAAGUUUGGCUUUGAGUCAAAUGAAUAUGUUGGCAGUGCACUGAUCUUUAUGUACUCUAAGUGUGGCAUUAUUAAAGAUGCUAGAAAUUCUUUCAAAGAGACUUUCCAAAGUAGCUCAGUCACUUGGAAUGCAAUUAUCUUUGCCUAUGCACAACAUGGUCUAGGACAUGAUGCGCUUGAUCUUUUCCAUUUGAUGAGAGCAAGGAGAAUAACGCUUGAUCACAUCACCUUUGUUGCUGUCCUGACUGCUUGUAGCCACAUUGGUUUGGUUGAAGAGGGCUAUGGGUUUCUAUUAUCAAUGGAAAUGGAUUAUGGCAUCCCUCCAAGGAUGGAGAACUAUGCUUGUGCAAUUGAUCUUUUUGGGCAUGCUGGGCUUGUGAAUGAGGCUAAGGCCUUGGUGGAAUUGAUGCCGUUUCAACCUGAUAUGAUGGUGUGGAGGACUUUAUUGGGUGCUUGUAGGAGUAGCGGGAACAUGGAAUUGGCUUGUCAAGUCGGAAAUCAACUACUUGAGUUAGAGCCUGAAGAACAUAGCACUUAUGUUCUGCUCUCGGACAUGUAUGGGCGCCUUAAAAAAUGGGGUGAUCAUGCCAGGGUGAAAAGACUUAUGAGGGAAAGAGGGGUGAGGAAGGUCCCUGGCUGGAGUUGGAUUGAGGUUCAAAAUCAGGUUCAUUCUUUUAAUGCUGAAGACCGUUCCCACCCACUUUGCGAAGAUAUAUACCCUGUACUGGAAGGCUUGAUGGAUGAAGUAAGAAAGUUGGGCGGGGAUGGCAAUUCAGAGGAUUCAUUGCAACAAAUGGAGAUAUGGUUCGGGGCUCUUUGACAUUGACAUCUAUUCAUAUUCUCUUAGUCGAUGGCAAUGAAUUUCAUUCGUUCAGGUACAGGUGCCUGGAUAAUUUUCUGGGCAAACAUUUGGGGCGGCAAAUAAGGAAGAAUUGGAAAUAUGGUUCGGGACUUUUUGACAGGGACAUUUAUUCGUAUUCUUGUAGUCGAUGGGAACAGAUUUCAUUCAUUCAGCUACAGGUGCCGGAUAGUUUUUUACGCAUACAUUUGGUGCAGCAAAUAAGGAAGAAUGGUAAGCAUUCUCCAUUGUAAUCAUACAGAAACACAAAUUUCAGGCAGCCUUCUUCUCAUUGUUUUAUGCUAGAUGACAAGGAGGAGAAAUUGGUUUGUCAUGAAUGUGAAGCAUUCCCUUAUUCAAUUGAAGUUACUGUCUUCUCCAAAUAGGAACUCUUGUCUUUGUUGCUUUUCAAGGGGAAAAAGCUGUGAAGCAGGGAGAGGGGAGUCAGCAGUGGUGGGGGUGAGGAGGGUGCCUCUCUUGAGCUCGUCCCGCCUCAGUGCAGGUGAAAAAAUCAGCUGGCCCCUUUGACGCACUACUCUGCGUGGGCCAGUUCUUCCCUGACGCGACGGAGCUGCUGGAGGAGUUCGCGGACUAUGCGGAGGGCCGGUCGCCGGUCCUGCUUCCGACCUACUUCAUCGGCGACUACGGCAUUGGGGCACCCAAGGUGCUGUCGGCCGCUUUGAGGAGCCACGCCGACUUAGGGUUUAAGAUGGACGGCCUGAAGAUAUGCGAGAAUCUGUAUUGGCUGAAGGGGAGUGGCAAGUUCACACUUCACAGUAACAUGUAACUCUAGUUUUCGCCUGGCAGGUCAACAUAUUUUGGUGUUGCUUCUUAAGUUUUUGUCAGUUAAAUUAUGUUUAUCAAAUACUUUAGGUAGGAAGGAUGUAGACUGAGUUAGACAUGAACAUUUUAUUUGAUUGUCCUCAAUGUUUAUCAUGCAGUGAGAUACUAAGGCAUGCUUUUGUGCAUACAAGUAAUGGAAUGGCAGCUGUUUUCUCUUUCUGUAUA